ACAAUGAAACAACUCAUAACAUCCAUGAAGCGUGAAGUGCUCGUUAUCUUCAUCUACGCCGUGUCUGUGCAUUGGACUUCAGCAGAAAAUCUACUCACAAACCAAGAACUUAUGAACAGCUACAUGUUUCCGACUCGUGUAACCGUAGCGGUUGGCGAAAGUGUUCAUCUGAAGAUUUUGGCGCCUAUGACCGAUGAUGACCGCUGUCUGUACCGAGAACCUGGUUCAGCGGAAGAUAUAGACAUACACGCCCCAGCUCGUUUCCAUCAGGAAACGCGAGUAGCACUGCAGAAUACUAGCAAAUAUUUCACCCCGCGAAAUGUGGAUGCCAACGAGUGCGGUAUCAAAGUUCUGAAAAUCUCACACCAAGACGCAGGUUUCUGGCGACUGACAAUGAUCCGUGGAGCAACUAUCGUCAUGAGAGGAAUAGCAAUGGUCAACGUGAUCGACAUUCCGACGGUACCGGAUCCUGGCGAUCGGGAUUCGAUCGCCGGUCUGGAGGAGAUAACUCCCGAUGGGACCGAUUAUUGCUACGUACUUAGGAAUACGGAAAGUCAAAAUUGGGACGUGCCGAUGUACGAAAGCUGUUCGUUGGCUGCAAAUGAGAUGGAUCCAACCGGUAGUGGACACUGGAAUGUGAUUGCCGGUGUACAAGGCUACAUGAGGGAGAUGCAUUUCGCUAUCAACAUAGAACAUAAAGAGGAACAAAUAGUAACGUCCAUCAACCGAGCCGCCGAUUUCGAGGUACUGAUGUGUCACCUUCGCUAUAGCCAGCACAUGAUCAAGUUUUGCCGGUUCAUCCGACUAGCGGAUAGCUUGGGGCUUAACGUGCUCGAAGGCGUUGGAUGGGAUCGAUAUCGGUACAACGGGAAUGGAUUCGCUGCCGGGGACUGUGGACUGGAAAUAGAGGAACCGGCCGCCAUCGAUAGGGGGCUCUGGAAGUGCGUGGUUGGAUAUGGUGACGACAAGGUGGUCAAGGUUUCCGGUGCCAUUAUGGAUAACAGCGAGAGUGAGGCUGGACUACAGAUAAUUGCGGUAGAGAAUGUGAAUGCUUUGAACGGUACCGAGAUGGCGUUGCAAUGCAACGCUAAUAAACCAUUGGACUACUGUUGGUUCAAAGAUCCAGCUGGUAUGAAUUACUCUGUUUCGGAAAGUUUGGUGCAAGAUGGUAAUACCUCCUACUGGUAUAGUGGAAUUUCCCUGGCGAUGGGUGACUGCGGAAUUAAGUUAACAAAUAUAACGAUGGAAAUGGCAGGACAAUGGAGUUGCCAUGUCGGUAGUAGUAAGUUUUCCGCUCUUGAGGUAUCAGAGUUCAUUAAUGUCAGGAUUAGUCAAUCUCAAAUGAUAGGAUCGGUAAGUUCGGUAGAAGCAACCUUGGAAACAGCACUGAUAUUGGAAUGUUCGUCAAUUCCCAAGAGCACCCCUCUUCAGUAUUGUAGAUUUGUGACACCUAGCGGUCAAGCCUUCAGCUUGGAUCAAAGUGUGACAUCCGAUAAAGCAAUCUUAGAUAAAUACUACUCUAAUCCAAACCAUGACCCUAAAAGUGGGUUCUGCUCGCUAGUUGUUAAAAGCAUAAGCACAUCCGAUUUGGGCCAAUGGAUAUGUGCUGGGAAAAUAGCAGGUCACACUAUGGAACACUACGCAACAAUAGAAGUUACAAGCGAGCAAAACUCGGAAACAACGGAACUCACCGUCGCUUCCAUCGUCGGAAUGGCUUUGGGUGGAGUGGCAAUCGUGGUGAUCGCUGUGGCAUUAGGCAUUUACAACUAUCGACGUAGAUUACAUAGACAGGCGACAGCUAUUAACCAGGAAAUAGAACUACAAGAGCGAAAUUUGGAAGCGAGAGCUCAGUCGGAGCAACGAUUCAGUAUAGCCAGCAGAUCCAGCGGUAAUAGUCAGGAAAGUCAAAGAAGUGAUAAUCAACUACGAGACACGUAAGAUAAUGAUACCGUUUCUAAUCAGCUCAUUCGUAUAGUUGAAUCUUUUAUUGACAACAAACUCAUGUAAGUUUUAAAAAGAAGUUUAAGAAAUACUUACAGCUUAAUACUAUUCUUCCGCAUUUGAAUAUUCCGGAAUAAACACAA
Messenger RNA from Topomyia yanbarensis, 2084 nucleotides. RefSeq lists its product as uncharacterized. NCBI's taxonomy places the organism in Eukaryota, Metazoa, Arthropoda, Insecta, Diptera, Culicidae. The record is from RefSeq and is a predicted model, not a curated record. The coding region runs from base 4 to 1938 and encodes 644 amino acids. The transcript is spliced from 3 exons.